AACAAACAGGUCCGAAUGGAAGUACGUCAUCUUGCCGUCGAUGCUAAGCGCAAGGCAGCGGGUGACGAUGUUCCGGCCGCACCCUGGAAGCUAACCAAGUGUCAAAAGCUCUCCUCAGAAAAUUUCAUGGUUCAACUCGAGAUUUGCUCCCCGGAUUCGUUCUUAGUCAAGCCAUUGCGUGUUGAUGGUUACACGUUUCCUGGAGAAGCCGCUUGUUUUGAAAAAUUAAGCGAGUGCCUCUCUAAUGUGCUCCCGUCACAUUACACACAAAACCAUGUUGGUGGAGAGGCUUGUGUUUUCAAGCUCACGGAUUAUGAUGCAGUUGUCAAGUCAUUAAAGAUUGAACACAUUGAUUAUAAAGAUAUCCCUUAUGUAACGCGUAGAGCUGUAAGCAUACUGUCACGUCCGUAUGUCGAGGGGCGAUGGGAACCCUGCAGGCCAGAACAUUUAUCUGAUGUAAAGGUAGAUGAAUUAAUGGGGAAACUUCCAAAGUUCCUAAUGGACGUACUGCUCCCUUUCCAAGUUGAAGGUGUGAAGUUUGGAUUGCGUCGGGGUGGCCGGUGUCUCAUUGCUGAUGAAAUGGGCCUUGGGAAAACACUUCAGGCCAUUGCAAUUGCAAGCUGUUUCAUGAAUGAAGGUCCAAUACUAGUUGUUUGCCCUGCAAUUUUGCGAUAUACAUGGGCAGAAGAAUUAGAGCACUGGCUUCCAUCUUGUUUGCCCUCUGAUAUUCAUCUAGUUUUUGGUCAUCAAAACAACCCUGCAAACUUAGCAAGGUCUCCAAAGGUUGUCGUUAUUUCUUACAAAAUGUUGCACAAUUUGAAGAAGAGCAUAUCCAAACAAAAAUGGGCCGUUUUGAUCGUUGAUGAAUCACAUCAUGUACGCUGUACGAAACGACCAUCAUCAGAAGCGGGAGAGACACAAGCUGUACUUGAUGUGUCAUCAAAGAUCAAUCGUAUAGUUCUACUCUCAGGGACUCCAUCUUUGUCAAGGCCCUUCGACAUUUUUCAUCAAAUAAAUAUUUUAUGGCCUGGACUGCUUGGAAAGGACAAGAUUGCAUUUGCAAAAACCUACUGUUCCAUGAGCAGUUCCCGAACUUCUCAAGGAAUUGUCUAUCAGGAUUUUUCAAAGGGUAUUCGCUUGGAGGAGCUAAAUGUGUUGCUGAAGCAGACUGUCAUGAUAAGACGCUUGAAGGAGCAUGUCUUGAUGCAAUUACCGCCCAUACGACGACAAAUCAUAAACUUGGUUUUGAAGAAAUCAGAUUUCGAUUCAGCAAUAGCAAUUUGCAGCAGGGCAAAUGAUGAUGCGUCUACAGAAAAUGAUGUUGAAGAUGGUCCAUCAGAGGAGGAUAAACAUCAUGAUAAAAAUGCUGGUCGCAACUCUUCAAAACCAUCCAAUCAAGUUAUUGGUAUUGCAAAACUAUCAGGAUUCAUAGAGUGGCUACUUAUGCAUCCAAUCAUUGCCGAAUCUGAUGAUGAUGAAAAGUUCGAAUCAAGUCAAAGUUCUCAUAAAAUGAUAAUAUUUGCUCACCAUCAUAAGGUUACCGAUAGGGUACAGGAAUUCCUAUGUGAGAAGGGGAUUAAGUUUGUACGUAUUGAUGCACGUGAUGCAUCUGCCAAAGAUAGGCAGCAAGCGAUCCAUUCUUUCCAACAUUCAAAAGAGGUUAAAAUUGCAUUGGUUGGGAUACUUGCUGGGAGUAGUGGACUUGACUUGUCAGCUGCACAGAAUGUGGUGUUCCUAGAAUUGCCUGAGAAAAUAUCCGACUUCCAACAGGCUGAAAGUCGAGCUCAUAGGCGUGGUCAAACUAAAGCAGUCAACGUUUAUAUAUUUUGUGCCAAGGACACUUCGGAUGAGUCCCAUUGGAAAAGAUUGAAUAGAAGUUUGCAUCGUACUUCAUCUACUGUAGAUGGGAAGUAUGGUUCAUUGAAGGAGAUCAUGGUGGAAGAUGUCUCUUUACUUGAAACUAUUGAAGGAAGAGACAAAACAGAGAAUUUGCUCUUUGAGGGGGAAAAUGAUGGUGAAUCUUCUUCUAUUGAGCUAGUGAGAUGCUCUCAGUAUUCGUGUGGUGAAGAGAUGCAGUCUGAUGAAGUCUUUGAUGGAACUACAAUUUCGAGAAAUGAAGAUGCAAAUAGCAGUGAUUCAUAUCUCAAGUACAGCUACAAGAACAAUGCUUUUAUCGCUCCUGAUGUAAAUAAUGAAGAGCUUAUGGCUCCUAAUGGAACAGUAGAAGAAUAUAUUCAUGAAGGUAGGCGGGAAAAUAGAGUUCUUCCGCACACUUCACAUGAGGCUGACAAGUCUAAUGUGAUGGAACUGCCAAGUGAUGGGGAGCCUAUUGACCAGGUUGAAGCUGACACAGAUUGCAUCCCAGCACAUUCUCUCCGCUUUGAGGUCAGCAAAUACACUGGAAGAAUCCACUUGUAUUCAUGUAUCCUGGGAGUAGAAGCAAGGCCUACCCCAUUAUUUAAAAAUUUCCGACCAGAGGAACUUGAGACAAAAGAUCCUCCAAUUCAUGACAGCAAGAAACUGGCUCGUAAAUGUAUCAAUUACGAUUUAAUAUACAGGCCUGCUCUUGUGUAUUUUGUUAAAGAAUGGAACAGUCUCAGACCUAUUGAGCAAAGUAAAUUAUACAACAAGCCUCUGCAACUUCCUUUGGCUGUUGAGUUGUGUUUGAAUGAAAGCCAAAACCAUGACAAAGAGGGAUUGCUAAAAGGAGGAAGUAAGAAGCGUGGUACGUCGCUAGAUGAUAUAAGCCACCCCCUCCCCCCAAAUGCUGUAUGGAAGAGUGUUUCUCUUUUUCAUGGCAAAAAAGAGAGACAUUACCUGCAGGGUUGGACACUCCUUGGUGAGCCGCUCUGUAAACUGUGUCAAAAAGUUUGCAAGAAGAAGAGUGCCAAGGAGCCUGAAUUCUUUGAGGACUUCUUUUGUGAUUUGGAGUGCUAUGAAGAAUAUCGUUUAAGAACUAGUAAUAGAUACCUACGUAAGGGGCUUGCCCAGAUUGAACAUGGCAUAUGUACAAAUUGCCAUCUCGAUUGCCGCAAACUUGUGAAGAACAUCAAACCUUUGUCACUUGAGAAACGUAGAGAGUUUGUUAUGAGAGAAGCACCAAAGAUGGCAGCUCGUCGAAGUUUACUUGAAAAGCUCAUCAGUGAUCCAUCUGAGGGCAAUGCAUGGCAUGCAGAUCAUAUUGUGCCUGUAUAUCGAGGGGGAGGUGAAUGCAGAUUAGAGAACAUGAGGACCCUUUGUGUUGCGUGUCAUGCUGAAGUUACUGCUGCUCAAUGCACUGAACGACGCUCAGAAAGAGCAAAGGCUAAGAAACAACUUAACCGCAUGCUGGCAAAGCUCAAAGCCGUUCAGGACGCUGCAAAGAUCACCGAAGAAAAGGAUCAUGAUGAAAACAACACGUUUGAUGAUGAACUUCUCGUCAACGUCCCGGGGAGUUCCUACGGUACAACGAAUAACGUUUGUAACUGAUCAUGUCGUUGGGAUCUUCUAUUAGCCUGGUGUGAGGAUGUAAAUUGUGUAUCGAGAUGACAAAUUGUUUUAGUCAAAAAUCAUAGCAAUUGUAAUUUUGAGAAAUUGGGACAAAAGACAUGAGAUCGGUUGAGUUACAAUCAGUAUUUCUGAAUGGUUUUCUGUAAGUAUAAAUUAUUUAUAUACUACAAAUAAAACUACAUAAU
Molecule: messenger RNA, 3674 nt
Organism: Cynara cardunculus var. scolymus (artichoke)
Lineage: Eukaryota; Viridiplantae; Streptophyta; Magnoliopsida; Asterales; Asteraceae
Product: DNA annealing helicase and endonuclease ZRANB3
Exons: 23
Coding region: 16-3468 (1150 amino acids)
Biological process (GO): DNA repair; replication fork processing
Cellular component (GO): nuclear replication fork
Molecular function (GO): ATP-dependent chromatin remodeler activity; endonuclease activity; ATP binding
Source: RefSeq, a predicted model, not a curated record